CUCAGUGGAAAGAGCCCGGGCUUUGGAGUCAGAGGGGGAGCAUGGCGAGUCGAAGAUGGAAUCUAGACCCCCCAGCUGCCUUUGCCAUGCCCCAGGCCGCAGGUUCCAGGGAGCUGGUUCCACCAUCUCACUUCCAGGCCCGGCCCGCCGCAGCUCCUUCCUGGGCCCUGGCUGGGGCCCAGCUGGAAGUGCUGGAGCUGAGACGGGAGAACCAGCAGCUCCGGGCCGCGAUGUUGGGGUGGAGCGGGGGACGCGACGCCUCGGAGGAGCCGGGGCGCGGGGCCAGGUUCCGGGACCAGGAACGGCCCCAAGGUCUGAGCCAGCAGGCCCAGCUGGUCCCUCCGCAGCAGCAGGAGCUGCCCAGGCUGGAGGCGGAGGCCCGGCAGGGGGCUAAGCCGGAGGUCCAGGCUGAAGAACUGGAGGCUCUGAGGCAGGCGGGACGGGCAGAGGCAGAGGAGCUGCGCGCCAGCCUGGCCCGGGCCGAGGAGGCCCGGCUGAGGCUGGAAGAGGGAGGCCGACAGGAGCUGGAGGCCGCACGGAGGCAGCACGAGGAGGAGGUAGCCCACCUCACCCAAGCCCACCUGGAAGCCCUCUCCACCCUCCGAGGCCAAGUCCAAGAGCUGCACAAGACCGUCCAGGACCUGGAGGCCAGGGGUGGGCAGGAGGCUGCGGCCCUGGCCGCCGCCCAGGCAGAGGCGGACACCCUGCAGGAACAGCUCAAAAAGAGCCGGGAGGAGCUGGAGGCCCGAGACUCACUCGUCCGGCAGCUGAGGAAGCAAGUGGCGGAGCAGGGAAUGGCUCAGACCAGGUGCCAGGCUUGGGAGCAGGAGAGGGGCGAGCUGCAGCAGGCCGUGAAGAGGCUACAGGAGGAGCGGGUGGCUCUUAGCAGCACUUCGGAGCUGCUGCAGGUCCGCGUCCAGAGCCUCACGGACAUCCUCACCCUGCAGGAGCGAGAGCUGGCUCAGAAGGUCCCGAAUGUGAACAUCCUGGAGCCAGAGACGGACCGCAAGGCCAGGGCCCUGCUGAGCCGUUGGCGGGAGAAGGUAUUCAGCUUGAUGGUGCAGCUGAGGGCCCAGGAGCUGAGCCACACCAAACAGACCUGCCAGCUGCAGACGGAGGUGGCCGAGCUGAAAAAAGAGGUGGCGUCCCAGAGGCAGCAGGAGGCCCUCCUGCUCCACUCCCUGAAGGGCAAGGAGGCUGAGGUACAGAUGGAGCAGAUCAACAGCAAGGUUCUGCAGGGGGAGCUGUCUCGCUCCCAGGACUCCAGGCAGCAACUACAAGACCAGGUGCAGGCUGCUGAGGGACAGAUGCAGCUGCUCUCUGAAUCUGUGCGCAGUUCCCAGCAGGGACUCCUGGCCCGCAUGGCGAAGGUGGAGGUGGCCCUGGCCCAGCUGCCCGGCCUCAGCACCAGGCUCAGUUACGCUGUCCGCCAGGUCCGGAUCCUGCAAGGGCUGGUAGCUCGGAAAGUAGCCCUGGCCCAGAUACGCCAGGAGGAGAGCGUCCCCGCCGAGGCCGAGGCCCUGAACUCAGAACUGCAGCAGCUGCGGGAGGAGCGAAGCCGCCAGGAUGCCGAGCUGCGCUUCAGUGCCCGGCUCCUCCAGCAAGAGGUGGCCCGGGCCCGGGAUCAAGGGCAGGCGGAGCGGCAGCGCCUGGCCGAAGCCUCGCAGAGUCUGGAGCGGGAGCUGCGGGAGACCCGGGAGGCGCUGGGCAAGACGGAGACCCGGCUGGAGGCGGCCCUGGCCGGGCAGCGCGACAGCCAGGACCAAGUGGACUCCCUGAGGCAUGAGCUGGGCCAGCAGCAGGAGGCUUACGGGAAAGUCCUGCAGGAGAAGGUGUCGGAAGUGGAGGCCCAGCUGCGGGAGCCGCUGGCAGCCCUGGAGAAAGAGCUGAGCGCAGCCCGGAGGGAGCACAGCAAAGCCGUGGUGUCCCUGCGGCAGGCACAGCGCCAGGCUGCCCGGGAUCGGGAACGGAAUCUGGAGCUGAGGCGGCUCCAUGAGGAGGCCCGCCAGGAGGAGGAGGCCCGGACCAGCCGGCGGCUGCAACAGCUGGAGCGGGACAAGUGCCUGCUGCUGAACACCCUGCGCCAGGAGGGACUCCUCUCCCACUACAAGCAGCAGCGCCUGACUUUCCUCCCCAGGCUCCUGCCAGCCUCGGGGGACCCCACGGAUCCCAGCGUGGGGCCUCGCCCCAGGACCCCCACAAAAGAAUCCUUGGUGGCUGUUCUGGAUGGUCUGCAGAGCCUGAGCACAGCUAUCACCCAGGAGGAGGAGGAGGAGGAAGUGGAAGGGGAAAGGGGGGACUCCAAGGCGAGUGGAUAGAGGUUGCCCAGGCCCACCUCUACCUGCCCUCCCCAUAGGGGGUAAGAGCUGGGGGUUGGAUACUCUCUUGAGGCAGGGGUUGGUUGCACCAGGAGUGUGCUUUCCUGCAGCAAGUAAAAUGCU
This is a messenger RNA of Tachyglossus aculeatus (Australian echidna), 2441 nucleotides long. It is a transcript of the gene CCHCR1, whose product is annotated as coiled-coil alpha-helical rod protein 1. The record is from RefSeq and is a predicted model, not a curated record. Gene Ontology annotation, biological process: cell differentiation; protein export from nucleus. Gene Ontology annotation, cellular component: centriole. The transcript has 18 exons. The coding region runs from base 42 to 2318 and encodes 758 amino acids. NCBI's taxonomy places the organism in Eukaryota, Metazoa, Chordata, Mammalia, Monotremata, Tachyglossidae.